AAAGCCAGGUCUAAUCCUGGUUAGAAGGACCUGCCUAUGGUGGGGGCUUUCCAAGGAGUUGGUGUCAGGAAGCUCAGUAGCAGUUAAACAGAAGAAAAAUCUUUUGGUUUUAACCAUAUCCUGGGUAGUUAGGUCAAAUGGGAACAGAUUUGUUUCUUCAUACCUUUCACCACAUGCUUUUAAAAACUAGUCUCUAGAUCUCUCUCUGUGAUGUGUGACUUGAAAGGGUGUGUGUGUGUAGGGGGGUGGGUAGCCCUGUGAUUGGGAACACAGUAAUUAUAAUAAGAGCACUCAGGGUCCAUCUAAAAUGGGGAUGAAUAGCCUUGUGGUAAAGACCAUUGGUUCUCUUCUAUACACAGUCUAUCUUGUACUGGCUUUGCAGUUUUAAGAGUAAUAAUGAUGACAAUAAAGAGGAUAUUCCUUGGUUCAGUCUCAUGAUUUAGGGCCUCAGGGAUUAAAAGUUUGGUUUCGGUUUGUUCUCUUGAGUAGAUUAUUAGUUACAGUGACCAUCAUAGUGCAUUCGUUCAGCCCUUACUCUGUCAGGGACUCAUUAUUCAGAUGAAUACUGUGCAACAAGCAGGGCCGUGGCCGAGAAGAUUGAGCCAGGAGUGGGGGUUAGCAAAUGGCUGCUGCACCUGGAACAGAUGAGAGUAAUCCAGAUAGAUGGGGUGGGAUUAAAUUUCCUCAUUAGUCCCUCUUUAGAAAUAAAUAUAUGUGGAACCUGUAGCAGGGUUUGUUUUUUCUUGCUCAACAAAGCCAGAGAUUGUUGUGGGAUUCACAUCCAUGAAAACCACAUAUGUAGUAGUUUAUAUUCUUCUGAUUCAAAGCAGAGAGAACCUGUUUGCAUUUUAAUUAGGCAGCAUCAGAACAUUUAUCAUUUUGAAUAGCCUUUUUACUGGGUUUGUGUUAGAAGUUGUGGAUUAUAUUCUUUCAAUUUAUUACAAGUUAAAUAAAGCCAUAACGUUGAGGCUGGAUUUUGAGAUCCUGCGCAGGGCCCAUCUGAUGUAUUUUUAGUGAAUUAUAACCUUUAAAUACUGAUUAAAGGUUACAGAUUUGUUUCAUUUGAAUCUUAUUUUCAUAUCUAAAAUUUGUCUGUUUCAACGUGCAGCUAAACCUAGUGGUAUAAUCUUAGUCAAAUUUAAAAGUAUUUUCUGAUCUGGGACUCCUGUCAAAGAUCAACAUAGGAACUAGAAAAUGUUAGGAGGUAAAAUGAACACAUGACCUCAUCUCUCUUAUUUUAUACUAGACUAUAACUUGCAUUCAAAGAGACUGGAAAAAGAAAAACAACAUUCCUUUCCAUUAAGCUGUCAUAAAUGUGUUGUUGAGUAUGGUUUUGCUAUUAAUAAUCCCUUUUAGCUGGAAGAAUGGAGGAUUUUGUUUGAAGUAUCUGAAACUAAAUGCUGCUGGGAUAAAGAUUUUACUAGAAAUACAGAGUAGUUACCAGUCCCUACCCUUUGUUAAUUGAUCCUGCCUGUUUAACUGGGGAAAUAAAAAUGUACAUCUACUGCAGAGAAAUCUGUGGGCACAAACUAUUCCUCUCCUGUUUGCAGAUGUAUUUCAUAGGUUGUUUUUCUUACCUAAAUAUACAAUAAUACAGGAGACAACAGAAUGCAACUACUGUUCCUUUAAUAUCAGAGCUAUGCACGUUACAAUAGGUGUCACUGUUUUGCUUGGUCCAAUCAUGAUUGGUGACUUCAGCUAUUGGCUCCCAGCACUGGCUGUCUGACUCCAUCUGCAGGGCUGUAAUACCUACUCUCCUCCGAUCCAUUCACCAUACAACUUCAGCCGGCUGAACAGACUCGCACGGCUCCAGCACAUCUUGCUAACCUAAUUCAGAAAACAAGUGCUACGUCUCUCUCUGCCUGUCAUCUGUGCUCAGCGUAGCAUUUUCAGAGACGGUAAAGAAUAGGUCCAAGAAAAGCUCGAAGACAAAUACCAGCAGCAGCAACAGCGGCAGCAGCAGCAAGUUGCCCCCAGUUUGUUAUGAAAUAAUUACCUUGAAGACUAAAAAGAAGAAGAAGAUGGCUGCUGAUAUAUUCCCUCGUAAAAAACCAGCCAACUCCAGCAGCACCACUGUCCAGCAGUACCACCAGCAGAAUCUCAGUAAUAACAACCUUAUUCCGGCCCCAAACUGGCAGGGUCUUUAUCCUACCAUUCGAGAAAGAAAUGCAGUGAUGUUCAAUAAUGAUUUGAUGGCAGAUGUACAUUUUGUGGUUGGGCCACCAGGUGGGACUCAGCGGUUGCCAGGACACAAAUAUGUUUUAGCUGUUGGGAGCUCUGUGUUCCAUGCAAUGUUUUACGGAGAACUUGCUGAGGACAAAGAUGAAAUCCGUAUACCAGAUGUCGAACCUGCUGCUUUUCUCGCUAUGCUGAAAUAUAUCUAUUGUGAUGAAAUUGACUUGGCUGCUGACACAGUGCUGGCCACUCUUUAUGCUGCCAAAAAGUACAUUGUCCCUCACCUCGCCCGAGCCUGCGUUAAUUUCCUGGAGACCAGCCUGAGCGCCAAGAACGCCUGUGUACUCCUCUCCCAGAGCUGCCUGUUUGAGGAGCCAGACCUGACCCAGCGUUGCUGGGAGGUGAUCGAUGCCCAGGCUGAGUUAGCUCUCAAGUCUGAGGGAUUCUGCGAUAUCGACUUCCAGACUCUAGAAAGUAUCCUCCGCAGGGAAACUCUGAAUGCCAAAGAAAUUGUGGUUUUUGAGGCAGCUCUCAACUGGGCUGAAGUGGAAUGCCAGCGACAAGAUCUAGCUUUGAGCAUUGAAAAUAAACGCAAGGUCCUUGGAAAGGCACUUUACUUAAUCCGCAUACCCACAAUGGCCCUGGAUGAUUUUGCAAAUGGUGCUGCCCAGUCAGGAGUUUUAACUCUCAAUGAGACCAAUGACAUUUUCCUCUGGUACACUGCAGCCAAAAAGCCCGAGUUGCAGUUUGUAAGUAAAGCCCGCAAGGGCCUCGUCCCCCAGCGCUGUCACCGUUUCCAAUCAUGUGCCUAUCGUAGCAACCAGUGGCGUUAUCGGGGCCGCUGUGACAGCAUCCAGUUCGCAGUUGAUAAGAGAGUGUUCAUUGCUGGCUUUGGGCUGUAUGGCUCCAGCUGUGGUUCUGCAGAGUAUAGCGCCAAGAUUGAACUCAAGCGGCAGGGCGUUGUUCUGGGGCAGAACUUGAGCAAGUACUUCUCAGAUGGCUCCAGCAAUACUUUCCCCGUGUGGUUUGAGUACCCAGUGCAGAUUGAACCAGACACCUUCUACACAGCCAGCGUGAUACUGGAUGGAAAUGAACUCAGCUACUUUGGACAAGAAGGCAUGACGGAAGUUCAGUGUGGCAAGGUGACUGUCCAGUUUCAGUGCUCCUCAGAUAGUACCAAUGGCACUGGGGUGCAAGGAGGGCAGAUCCCUGAACUCAUAUUCUAUGCUUGAAAACACCUCCCAAAGCAGUGUGAGCUCUGAGGUGCGCAUCUGGUUCCUACUUGCUUAUACUUAGCUCAUCUGCAGAUCAGCGCAGGUAAUUCGUAAUGAAUGAAGCUGUAGGCAGUUUCUUAAUUUCUUUCAAACUUUUAAUUAUGUAUAGGCAAAAAUGCAGCAUUCAGCUUUUAACUAUAUGCUUAAAAGAGCCAAGUUCUUAUUUAAGGCUUUGUGGUUUUUAGAGUUGCAUCUAUACACCCGAGGAGAAUUUGUGCUCUUUUCCAACUGCUCCAUUGACCUCCCAGUUUUGUCUCUCUCAGAAUUUCUGGGUCACCUUGAAUUUCCUUUAGGGCUUUAUUUUGACAAUAGAAAUAAAUAUUCUAAAAUAAUAAUGAGUUAUUUUUAAAGAGAACUCCCCCCCUUCCCCAAAUUACAUGUAAACCUCAGUGUACAAUUUUGAAAGAAGCUUUGCUUCGUAAUAAAUAAUAAUUUAGAAAGUAGACGAUAGUUUUGUUUAGCUCUUGUUUCAUUUUAAGUAUUUUACUCUGGGCAUUAUUUUUUCUUAAAUCCAAAAUUCAUAAGAUUGUUAAAUGUUAAACACUGCAAAGUAUCAAUGUAAAAUAGGAAAUUGGAUGUUUGCUUAGGCCAGGACUUCUACUACAAGCAGGUUUUUAUCCUUUUAGUUUAGAAGACAAACUAUUGCAGUACAGACACUUCUUUUGGAACUAAAUUACACAUUUUUAUUGUCAUUGGGGAAAAUCACAAGCCUAUUAAUUUAAACUAAAACAGCUUAGAAAGGAAACCUAAAGAAGUCCCAUUCUACAAAUAGUCUAUUUGAUGGCGUGAUAGAACACACCAUUUGAAAAAGCCAGUCUUCUCCCCACUUUGCUUCUGAUCCCCACUAUUUGCUUGUUUUUAUAAGUCAUACUGUAUAGAAUUCUUAUGCCCUUUUUCCCAUGAAAAGAGGACCAAACAAUUCUUCAGAUGUGUGGAGUAAUAAUUAGUUUUGUAGCACUACAUGUUAAUGUAAUAAGAUACUUUUAUUCUUUGAUUUUUCUUUUUUCUUUUUAAUCCAAAAUACACUUUACCUGAUCUACUUUGACCACAUACUAUCUUCUUAGUUAUAAUUAUGUCCUGUUCCUAGACUGCUAGAAUUUGGUCUUUGGCUAUCUUAAAGUGCCAAUAUAUGCCUGCAGGGUUUUUUAAAAAAAGUCUGGAGCGAUACAUUUGAUUGUAACUGAUAUUCACUGCAUCAGCAUCACAUCCAGCCCUCUUAUUUUUACACGGCUAAUGUAAACAAAGGAGGGAAAAGCUCAUCCAAAAAUUCUCCUUCAGUGAUGGCUUGUGAUGGUUUAGUGCCUGUGACCCUGGUAGUGUCCAAUGUGUUCACUGCCAGUUGAAGUAUCCAUGUCUUUCUGGGCAGCUUUUCUGCUCAGUGUGAUCCUGAGAUGGCUUCCCCCACCACCCAGAGUGUGGUCCCUGGCCGCCUCCUUCUCCUGCUCUGCGAGUCCCAAGCUGGCUUGUCUGGAGCCAGGGGUUAGUCCUGGGGUGGGUGGGUGGGUGUGUGCACGUCGUGGGCGUCCAUGCACGUCCAUGUGCAUGCAAGUGUGUUUGCCGACUCAGGCAUUGUCUCCUCCCUGCCUGGCCAGUAUAAGAGGUCAGACAGAAAUGGUCCCCAUGCUGGCCCUAGCAAGGCCCCAGUAAGUGACUACCCUUAUCUUAUUCACUGUGCUUCUGGGCCACUUUUCCCCCCCAGUCGUGGGGUUUUUGCUUUUGGCCAGCUUCCCUGGUGGAGGAGAACACUGGAUUAUGGGAAAUGUUUUAAUCAUGUUUGCCAUUACCUAUGCCUGUUAGCAUAGGUGAUCAAAAGCUGUUACUGGUGAUUUUAGAUGAGUACUCCCAGGACAACUUUCCAAAAUUAUCUAACAACUAUUUCUUAUUAGGAAGAUGACAGAUAGUAGUUUUGGCAAAGUAUUUAUGAAAUAAAGGUGUGUUUUCAAUUUAAAAAUAGUUCUGUAAAGGAUUUUGCUUUUAAAUUAUGAUUAAACAUUUCGGUAACUCAUAGCUACCAUGCAAAUUGGUAGACUAUAUACCUGAUUAGAAGGCACUCAUUUUUAAGCCAGAGAAGAAGAAACCUGAUUUAACACUAAUGUCAUCAGAUCAGAUUGUUGAGGUGGGUGUGAUAACCUUAGAUUAAAGAUUGUUCAUUUAGUAACGUUCACUGUCAGCACUCCUGUUAGCAAGAUGCCCUCCAUGUGGCUAGGGAACUGCUGGGUGAAAGCCGAGGGAGAUCUUGUACACUGGGGGUAUAAGAGCUUGAUUUUAUGUUAAUUAUUAUUACCUAAAAAACAAAAGACAGAUUCAUCACCUAAUUGGCUGGUGUUGAGAGCCAUGAGUUAAAUUUGAAAAUUGUAUUUAGAAUAAGAAAUUUUGUAUUUUGAAUCCUAUUCUCCCUGUUGCAUUUUCAACAUGGAAUGAAAGCUAAUGUGCUUGCUUCAUUUUCUUUGGUAAUCUCGAAUUUUGUAGCUUUUAAAACUAGAAAACCAUUGUUCUGACAAGACAGGCAACUCUAGUGUAAAAACACAUCUUUAUUAAACAGAAUACUCUGUAGAUGCUUUUCCCAAUGUAUCUGGCAGUCUUUGUCGUUGUUCAUACUGGGGAUAAAGGGGAACUAGGCUAGCAGUUCUAAUGUAACAUUCUUUAAGCAUAUCUUAAUAUAGUAUUUAAGUAAAUGGUCUAAUUUCUACAUAAUUAUUGCACUGAACUGUCUUUUUUGUUUUUAAGGUGUUUAAAUAAGCUCGGCUAAUUCAAGACACUAGCCAUUUGUGCAGAGUGCUUGAAUUUAGUAGCUUACAGCAUUAUUUAUGAAGGAAAAAUAUAUAAAUAUGAAGUACCUCAUGUUGAAUGUUAUUGUACUGUAUUUUUAAUGUAACAGUGCAGAUCUUGUUAGACACAUGAAUGUGUAUAAUCAUGUUAAAUGCAAAUAAAAAUAAAAUUGGUUCAUAGAUUUGUUUUCCUUAGCAUUUUUGUAGGUCCCUUGAAACAGUAAAAAAUCCAUUCUGGCACUUUUGGUGCCACUACGUUUUGCAGAGAUGGUUUUGCAGGAACAUUUGUUUGCUAAGUAUUCAGAUAUCUUUGAUCCCUAAAGAUGUAAAAAUUUGAGGUAAAAGCAUAAGAGAACAAUGAAUAUGUUAAUCAAUCGCAUUGUUCAAAGCCUGACUGUGAAGUUAAUGAGAGGAAAUGAAUGGAUGCAUUUAUAUUCCCUAUAUGAAACUCGUGCUUUGCUGGCAGUCUGAUGCUAUAGUUGCUCACAUGUCUGUGGAUCUGACUGUAUAAAGGGGUGUGGAUACUGAAUCACAUCUAGCUUUAGAUGUAACCAGUGCUGCUUGUUCCUGCUGUGUUAUAAUAGCUGGAGUGUCUGAAUGAAAAAAAAUAAAUGUCAUAUGAGAAUUUUGAAUAUAA
Canis lupus familiaris (dog) is the source of this 6854-nucleotide messenger RNA. It is a transcript of the gene BTBD3, whose product is annotated as BTB domain containing 3. Gene Ontology annotation, cellular component: cytosol. Bases 2022 to 3407 code for a protein of 461 amino acids. Gene Ontology annotation, biological process: cerebral cortex development; dendrite morphogenesis; neurogenesis. Gene Ontology annotation, molecular function: protein binding. Lineage: Eukaryota; Metazoa; Chordata; Mammalia; Carnivora; Canidae. The record is from RefSeq and is a predicted model, not a curated record. The transcript has 5 exons.